Molecule: messenger RNA, 8892 nt
Organism: Cinara cedri
Lineage: Eukaryota; Metazoa; Arthropoda; Insecta; Hemiptera; Aphididae
Source: the annotation of a GenBank genome assembly
UAUCCCAUAAACGCACCAUCUUAGUCUAAUCAGACAUUAAAAUAAUAAUAUUAUCGUUUUAUCGUUUAAUUUAAUAAAAAUGAAACGAUAUAAAAGCAAUUUAUUAAUUUCGAUGAUUUUUGUGUUAAUAAGUAGUUAUUCGUAUUUGGUCGGACACUGUAGCACCGAACGAUUACUGAGCCUCUAUGAAGGUAAGUUACCUAAAGUCAUAAUUAUUUUUUUGGGUAUUUGACUAACCUAACCCUAAUCUAAUCUAUAAUUGUAUUUGUAUAAUCAAUAAGGAGCACGAAUAUACACUUCUUUUAUAUAUCUUAUAUAUACGAUCUUAUCUUAUCUUAUCUUAUAUUUUAUAUACGAUAUCUUCUAACGUAUUUUAGUUAUGUUUAUAGUUAAUAUUUGAUAUCCGGUCAAAUGAUAUUUUUCUGUAAAAAUGCACAAAAUCAAAUUUUCUCUAAACGUUCGUAUAGAUAAUCAACAAAUUUAGAGGCGGUUUUUCGAGUCGUCCGGAGGUCAUUCGGUGGGAUGGGUAUUGAUUAUUUGGUACAGAGUAGUAGAGUAUUGUUGAAACGAUGACCAUACAUGGUAUAUUGUAUUGGUAUACAAACCUGAAACUAUAAUAGGUUGGGUUAGAUUAUGUAUUAUAUUAUUCUUAUUUAUUGUGGACAUGGUUGUCUGCGAGGAAAAACUUUUUUACCAGAAAGCUUGAUUUUAUCAUCAACUUUUGGCGUGAUUUUUAGUAUAGAAAAUCUUGUGUAGGUGCAUUGAGGAAGUAAUUUUUACCGGAAACGUUAUAAAUAAUUAUUUUAUUUUUACGUUAGUUAUAAUUAUAUAGCGAAGUCGACACGGUCCGCGAAGUUUGUGUUUGAGAUUCUUACCAGGUAGUCAUAAUACGAUUGCAAUAAUAUUAUUAUUAUACGAUCGUAGGUAUACAAUAAUUAUCCCCGGUCGUCUCCUCCGAUAUACCGUAUCACGUAGAAAAACAACGAGAACAAAAAAACGUAAUUACCGCGAAGAAAAAAUACAACAAUUUUUUAUAUAAGGUAUAUUUUCGUUGCCAACAAGUUCGAGGUUUUUUACUUUUAUGCGGAUAUUACGCGCAAUUUGUAUAAAUUUUAUGUAUUUUAUAUUUUUGUAUAUAUUAUAUUUUCAUCGGGCAUUUUGUUUUCAUAAAAAUCAGCAUACCUACCUGUAUACCGAAUUGUAUCAAAGUUAGUAUUGUAUUAUCUUGCAAACGCAAGGCAUACAAAUUUUUCGUUCACCAGGGUAAAAUAUUGUGUGGUGUUAGUUUUAACAUUAGAGUGAAUUCAUUAAUACUAUCAAACUUAAGAAUAAUAGAAUAUUAUCUGUGAAACUACGUCGAUUUUUUACAUUUUUAAGUGAGAUAAUAUGAAUACCAUAUGUGAAAUACCACAAUUUGAAAAUGCUCGAAUCUCGUUUAAAAAUUAAAAUAUCGAGAAAUACCACGAGAGAAUGCAAAUAUGAUGGGAUAUCUAUAAGAAAUUAAAUAUCUACAGCACCGGAUCUAAGAGGGAAAUUUGGAACACCAACCCCGGGAAUAGUCAUCGUGGCCAGAAGCCCCAAACAAUCCGAUUAUAUUUGCAGCCCGCAGUCUUUAUAUCUGGUAACUUAUAUGAGCGCUAAUGUUAUCUUUGGCCCCGAGUGCUGUAAUUUAUAACAAAAUUGUAUAAAUCCGUUCACUGAUUAUAAAAGUCAUUAUAAACUCUCCGAAAAUUAAUGUAGCAUACAUAAUUUCAUGUACUUUCCGACAUCAUAUAAAUGUACAAUGUUUAAAUUUUAAAAGUCCACAUUGUUUAGUAAAUUAACUAGGUACCUGAUGUUUUCCGAUAGUCUGAUGGUUUUACAUCGAAAGAGUAAUACAUUUAUGAUACAUAAUAUCGUAAAUUAUAUAAAAUAUUAUAUAUUGAUACGUAAUUUACCGAACUAUACAAACGAACAUCAACUAUGAGACAAUAUUAUCAUGAACUACUUAAAUCAGUAUUUUAAAAUAAUUUUUUUACGCAUAUGACAGAUUCGAUUUUUAGAUUCUGAGUGGAGCGAGGAAUGUAUUGGUUUUACAAUGAUGUUUAUUUAUUUAUUUAUAUUUUUUUUGUUUUGUGGACAAACAGAGAUCUCGUUCCGAUUUUUAUGUGUAGUAAUUUUUCCGAAAGAAAAGUUUUAUUAUCAAAUGUGAAAUACUGAAAAAAAAAAAACUGAGGAAAAUGGAUAAUGUACGAAAUAUAUUAGUAAAAUAUUACAAUUUUUUUUCUACGGACAACUUUUCUACAUACAAUUUUGCUCCAAUUUAUAAUGACAGCAAUGUUUCUGAAAGGAAAUUUGACUGGAGAGAUACUAUAGGGAAGUCAUUUUUCGAUUUUUCAAGAGUUUUUCCAGUAAAUGUGAAAAACCAGGAAAAAACAUGGAGAAAACGUAGGAAAAACGGAAAAUCGGUAGAUUAAACAAAUAUAACUAAAGAUAAUAUAAAAUAUCUAUUUAAUUAUUUUCGUUAACAAUGUUUAAUCAUUGCUAACAAAUAUAUAUUAAAUUACCUGUAACAGUGGCAGCACCCGUUCUCAUUAUCCUUGGGCAGCUUUUUUAUAAUUGAAUUAAUUUUGUUUUACUAUGGUUAUUAUGCAAUUUGUAGUCACUUUAUUAAGAUGGUAUCUCGAUUCGGCAAUACUAAAUACAAUUUAUAGAUUAUUUUACACAAACCUAAUUCGAUAAUUUAUUUAUAUACUAUGAUGUAUCUAUAUAUUAUAGGAGAUAUUUGCAAAAAAGGCAAUGGCGGUACGUCCGAUCAUGUUUGUCGGACGUUAAAUAAUUGCAGUACAGUUGCAAAUCUACGAACGAAUAGUAUUAAACUUGGAUUCUGUUCGUAUAACAAUCAGAUUCCAAUAGUUUGCUGUCCGCCGACCGAUUAUGCUAUCGUGAGUACUACAAAAGUAAAACGUAGCAGCUCGCCGACAGUGGCUGUGAAAACAUACUCUGCCACUGAAAGUAUGCACAAUAUUACACAUUAACCGUUCUGCUAACUUAAGUUUAGUAAAAAAACUUAUCUGCCCUUAUAUUGUAAUAUUCAAUUUAGUUACCGACUACUGUUUAAUUAUAAACUGUUCAUUUAUAAAUACACAUCGAGACUUGAAACUUGGUAAUAAUACUUAUAUUGGACUUACCUAGGCGUAGUAGAAUUUCCAAAAUCAUCGGAAGACUUUUUUUUUUAAUAAGCGUUUUGAAAUUAAAUUUAAACAAAAUUAUGUAUUAUCGAACUGCGUUCGGAAUGGUCUUUCGUCAGCAAUGGUUUAUCGUUGCAUACUAAUUUAAAUGAAAUAACCUUAUGUAUCCUACCUUCCUAACUUCCCAUCUACAACAGUGGCGGCACCCGUCCCCAGUAUCAACUCUGUUUAUUUUUUUAUAUAAAUGUUUUAUUCAUAUAUUUAUUUACGAGUAUUAACCAUUUUAAUAAUUUUGUUUAUACUUUAUUUGGUAUGCAAUAUUUUAAUUUUUAAUAUUUAGAAUGUGAUGAAUAUUCUAAAUUAAUUUACACUAAAGUGCUGGACCCAAUACUUACAUCAGCACCUGACGAGUAUAUAUUAUUAAAAGAUUGCUAUGACGUUAAGGCUUUAAUUGUCGGCGGUGAAAAGGCCGAACCAAAGGAAUUUCCACACAUGGUAAUGAUGAAUAUAAUAUAGUCUGAACUAUAUUUGGGCGUAUAUAUAUUUAUACAUUAACUGUAUCCAUGCAGGCUUUGUUGGGAUAUAAUAGAAAAGCAAGCGGCAAUACGUGGAGCUGCGCGGGAUCAUUGAUCAGCGAAAGGUGGAUAUUGACUGCAGCUCAUUGUGAAAAAGUCGGCACUUCGUAAGUAACCUUUUAUUAUGUACAUUUAAUUAAAACUCUAUUAAAAAUAUAUAAUACACAAGUAUUGUUCAAGAAACUACGCAAGUUGGGCUCGACUAGGCGAUCUGAAGUAUUACCCAAACACCGGCAAUACCGAAUCCAAAGUCUAUAAAAUAGUUGAACGCAUUAAACAUCCGAAUUACCAGGUGCCGUCGUAUUACCACGAUAUAGCACUUUUUCACUUGGAAAAAGACGUUGAAUUCUCUCCCUACAUACGGCCCAUUUGCCUCAAUACGGAUCAAUUAUUAAAACCUUCGAAUGCCGUAGCUAGUGGUUGGGGACGAACUCGGUAUAGUUAGUGAAAUUUUUAUUGAUUAUAAUAUAUGAUAUAACAAUGGCCAUAAUCACGAUUCGGGACAUAUAGGCUAUAGAACUUAAAAUCGAUAAAAAAAAAAAAAAAACGUUUAUAAACCUUCAUUAUAACCCUUAAUAAAGUUUCGUCAAGCCAUUUAAGUCAUGCAAUAACCAUUUAAAAGUUAUUUUAAAAUGCAAAAUAAAAACUAGUAAAAAUCAUGUUUUUGAAAAACUGUCGAAAUAAGUAAACAUAAAGCGUUUUCAAAAUUCACAUUUGAACUUGUUGUAACGUGACUUACUUUGUCAUAGCACUACACCGUAGAUUUAACGUCAAACCGAAAAAAUAAUCAAAUUCAAUGCUUUUAAGUUCCGAACACUGAUUAUAUUAUAUGAUAUAGUUUUACCUAUGUAGUUAUUAUCAUAUUAUAAUAUCAUAUACGUGAUUAACAAUAUUUAGAUGGACCAAUGAGUCCGGAUUUGUUAAAAGUGGUUUUAGACAUAAUUCCGACAAAUCAAUGUAAUAGCAGCUAUGAAAUAGAUGAUGAAAGCAUGGUGUGUGCGGGCUAUUCAGAAGGCGGAAAAGAUACUUGCGGAGUAAGGAUUUCAUAAUUUUACAUGCGGAUAAUAAGGGUACCUAAAUAUUUGCAUUCAUUUUUUAGGGAGAUUCCGGCGGUCCGUUACAAAUAACAAACGAUAAUUACACUUGUAUGUACACGCAAAUAGGUAUAACAUCGUUCGGAAAAAAUUGUGCUCAAAAAGAUUUACCUGGUGUUUAUACGAAAGUAUCGAAAUAUAUUCCGUGGAUUGAACAGAUCGUGUGGCCCAAGGAAUAAUCUAAAACGUUGUUUGCGAUAUUGGUAAAACGUUUUACGUUGAAAAUAAGUUUAUUUGUUGUUAGGAAUAUAUGCGUACAUAUUUUUUUUUAUUAAUUCAUUUAAGUCAUCAAAUUAUUUGACUAUUUGAAAUAAAAUAAUAACACAAAAUAUUAUUAAUCAUUUUGUGUGCAGCUCACUGUUCCAAUCUUGUUCGAAAAGAUACUAUGGUAAAUCUGUAAUGGAAAUUAAACAUGCAUAUUGUAUACAGGGUAUUGGGCUAUCCGAAUUCCUCAUCACACUUCUGCUCUUCGUUCUCGAGAACUCCGUAGAAAAUAUAAUCUCAAAAAAGAAUUAAAAAAUAACUUCGUUUUCUUAAAACUGUUGAGAUAAGAUGGACUGAGUCGCACAAUAUAAUCGAAUCAAUUCCGUUUCCACAUAGUAGUGCAACCGACAAAAUGGCGGCAAACUGCUACACUAUAUUCACUGAUAACAAUGUAAAUAAUAUGCGAGUUCUUUAUCUAGCGUAGUUUAGAAGUCUGUGGAUUCACCACGUACCUAUAAGACUACAAAAAAAAAAAUUCGGAGUCAAAAAAGUUUACAAUUAUUGAAUAACAUAACCAUGUUACCUACUAUUUAAUAUAUAGAUUUAAGUUAAUGCAAUAAUAUAUUUAUAUACGUGCCUAACUCAAUUUUGUAUUAUUUAAAAUUUAAUAUAAUGUUUAGUUAUCAUAAGCUGUUUAUAAUUAUAGGUACAUUAUGUGAUUAUUAACAUACCUUAAGAUGAUAAUCAUUGAUAUUUACCAAAAUUUGUGAUAAUUUGUAUAUAAAUUAAACUCGCAUUUACAUAAAAUGACAAAUAAAAUAUUUCAAAUAGUUAAUCAUUACAUUUUAAUCCGUAGACUUAUGAAAACUGUACUUAAUAUAGAAAUAAAUACAUAAAUACCCAGGGUAUGUCAUUUAACAUAUAUUCCUAUAAGCUAUAGAUAUUUGACAUUAGUUUAACUCUGAUCUAUAGUACUAUAUAAUUAUUUAAUUCUAACUAUAAAGCUAAAUAAUUAGUUUUACUAAAAUGUUUUUUUUCUGAAAGCCUUUUUUUCGGUUUAAGAAAAUUCUUCGAUUUUUUUAUGCUGUAUCUUAAAAUACAUAUAUUUUUCUUCAGGUUGUAGUUUAUUUGAAACAAAAUUCUAAAUUGUCCAUAGCUUUUCCAAUUUAUUAUAAAAACUGACAACAAAUAUCGUAUAUCGGUUUUAAAUUUGUUGAUUUUUGGGUUACCCUUGUGCUACAAGGGGAAAACACGACUAAUAAUUUAGCCUGUUAUUGUUAUGUAGCCUUACCAGUUUACCGAGCUCCGUUCAGAAUCGUUUUUUCUCGAUCAUAAUGACUUAUCGUUGAUUUCAAUGUUUCAGUAUAUGUAAACCAGAAUACUAUAUUUCCUAUAGACGUUCCACACAUCCCGCCUACAACAGUGACCCACGGUGCAUUGAUGCGAGGUAUGUCCUACUUUUUAAAUUUAUUGUUAUUCGUUUUGUUUUUAACGCUACGCGACACAUGCACAAAUUAACCUAUUACACCGGGCCACGAGAAAACAAUAAUUAAUUAUUAUUAUUCGGUAAUCAAGUGUGAUAGCUAUACAGUUAUUUUAAACGUAUUGUACUUUUUGUAUAUUAAAUAAGUAAGAUUUCGGUAAGUAACUAAAUAUUUUAAAAAGCCAGUAAUAUUACAAUUAUUCAUCGUCCAAUAAAUUAUUUUUCAUGUUAUUCAUGUUUUAUAUGUGCCUAAAACAAACGCAUUUUUGAAAUAAAAUAAAACUUAUAAUGCCUAGAUCUCACUUUUUUUUUUAUACUUGUAACUUGACAAGAAAAAAUUAAGGUUUUUCUGUCGAUUUUAUUUAAUCUGUAGCCUUCAUAUAUUUGUUUAAAAUUGUAAGCGCAAGCAUUUGUAAUGAAAGAUAGUGACACAAUAUGUGCAGCUAAAAUCAUUGGCGGAAAUUUAGCCUCUUCACUGACGUAUCCGUCAAUAGGAAUCGAUGAUAUGAAAAUCUUCAAUAAAACAGUCACUGGCCUCAUUCGAAGAAGGUAAUAGCAACCCAAAGGUAUGGUUAACCACUUAUUCUCUUCUGUUUUAUUAUUUUGACAAUUUUUUCUAAAGAUGUAUACACUUUUGCAGCGCAAGUUCUGACAGAACAACGUCGUUGUAUUGAACAAUUAUUAGAUUCAUGAACUUUUCGAUACGUAAAAUUUGUAAAAUAAUAACAAAUUUUUGUCUCUGAUAUUUUUAAUAAUUCCAUCGAUAUUUGUAUCCGCUACUUAUACUUUUAAACAGUUUUGAAGCGUGUAAUAUGAACGCACACGCAAUUAAUAUCGGACUAACUGUAAAUAUCACGGUACUGCUGUUCAAUAAUUUUCGAUAUUUCGAAAACAAAUAUUGAUCGUUUUUAUUAGAUUAGCUUUAGAUUAGACUAGACGUAAUCGAUCUCGUAUCUAGUUAUUAUUGGUAGAUGCGAUAUCACUAUGCUUAUCAGCUGGUAAAUUUCAAAAAUUAUUAAAGUACAAAUUGCAAAUUGCAUACGCACUUAAAUUUACCUAGAUUAGUGACGCAAUUUACAAGUAAUAAAAUUGGCGCAAAAUAUCGUGUACGCCAAGUGUACGCCCGUGAUUCGGCAACAUCCGUUUAACAGAAGAUACACGUACAGAUGCGUGUAUCGAUCCAUUCAUGAGAUUGUAAUAUCCAAUAACCUAUUGUCACGUUAACACCGUACACCUAAUAAUACAAUGGGCGAAAAUAGCUGAUGAACGAUUAGCAGCAAAACGGAUAACUGCAGCAAAGAGUGCCACCCCGGUGACCCCAGUUUUCAGUGUACCUGUACCUGCCUACGUCAAUGUCAAGUUCGUGUCGGUCAGUACCCUUGUAAUAAUAAUAAUCAGACAGGCAUCAGAGACGCCGUAAAAGGCGUAGGCCAUAGGUACGCAAAAUUUCAACAGUUCAUCGAUUACAUUUUUUUUUUUUUUUUACUUUUAGUGAUUCAUGUAAUGUAAUGUAACGCAAUAAUUAUUAAUAUAUAAUAUGAAAAUGCCUAUACAUAACAGUACACGUUUGUACAACGACAGUCGUAACAAAACAUCGUUUUGGUCGCCUCAGACUACGGGAAACAAGGUUUCCUUUAAUUUUGUAAAAUCUAUAUCAUUUUAAAGGAUUUGUAUUACUACACCGUUUACCGAUUUGUUUUUAUGCCGAUUAUUAGAAUAUUAUGUUUACAUACAAUUACCAUAUGCAAGUAUCAAACUUACCUGCAGUGAUGGAUGCUAAUAAUAUUAUUAGAUUAUAGUUUUUAUGAUAGGAAAUAAACGUAAGUAUUCCAUACGGUUAUUUCGUCCCCUUUUAUAAUUUUCGUGAAAUAAAUGAAAACUAAUUUUUUAACAGUCAAUUGUUUUUCUUGAAUUACAAGUGAAAAGCAUAUAGGCGUCAAGUUUUCAACAAAAAAAUAAUCGGAUGCUUUAUGCUAAAAGUACCUCCCCUAUUAAAAAAAAGUCACUUUUUUCAAUCUGAGAAAAACAUGUUUUUAAUUUCAAAACGUAACAGUUUUUUUCUUUUUACAAGUUCGGAUUAAAUUAAACGCUACAAUUUAAUAUUUAGUAACUACAAGACAAUAUUAUUAACCACGGCUAUAGCCCAACACUUGUCCGGUUAUCGGUUGUCUUCCCUGUUUUUUUUCCCCGGCCUAAAUUUCUGAGUUCUGACACUCAUUACUCUCAUUACUAAUCUAUUUUUUUCUUUGUACCCUUCAUAAUUUAUAUUCAUAUACAUUAGUAAUACACGUGGACUUUUUGUUACAUUAAAAUAUUUAGUAUUUAACUUGUGUAUGAAAUAAAACAAAUUUAAUUGACAAUAUGGC